Prunus armeniaca (apricot) is the source of this 1113-nucleotide messenger RNA. The record is from the annotation of a GenBank genome assembly. Lineage: Eukaryota; Viridiplantae; Streptophyta; Magnoliopsida; Rosales; Rosaceae.
AUGGCUAGCUUUACAAAUUACUUAUUCAGUCCUACAUAUCACCUCAGCAUUGCUCAUUAUUUCCUCAUCUUCUUUUUGGCCUCCUCAUAUCCACACACUAGUAAACUCCAUUUUGGUGAUGCACUUCCAAAUUCGAAACCAUGCAUCGACGAGGAGAGACGUGCUCUCCUCGCCUUCAAACAAGAUCUCACUGAUCAUUCUGGGAGGCUUUCUUCUUGGGUUGGUCAAGCUUGCUGUCAAUGGAAAGGCAUUUCAUGCAACAACAUCACAGGUCAUGUUCAAAAGAUUGAUCUCCAAAAUACAUACACAUACACACUUUCUGUUUUCAAUGGAGAGUGGGAUGAGAUGGAGAACUCUUCUUUGGGUGGUAAGAUAAAUCCUUCUUUGCUUAGCUUGAAACAUUUGAGCUACCUAGAUCUAAGCAGGAAUGAUUUUAAAGGGAUUCCCAUUCCCACAUUCUUUGGUCAGCUCAAAAGUUUGAGGUAUCUCAAUAUCUCACAUGCUUCAUUUGGAGGAGAGAUUCCAGCUCAUCUUGGUAACCUAUCAAACUUGAACUAUCUUGACCUAAGUGAAGAGUCUUUCUACUCUUUACUUGAAUUACCUUCCAACAACUUGAAAUGGCUUUCCAAUCUCUCUUCCCUAAAAUACCUCAGUCUUGAAGGAGUGGACCUCAGCAACACUGGGACAUUGAAUCUUGCAAAUAACCAAUUUGAAGGGGGGAUUCAAGAGCUUUUGGGUGGUUUCUCAAGUUGUCCCAAUAGUGAAUUAGAGUCAUUAGAUUUGUCUUCUAAUAAGCUGAAAAGCCAAUUGCCUGCCUCAGUAGGGAUGCUACACAACUUGAAGUAUCUUAACCUCUACAAUAAUGAUAUGAGUGGGUCCAUUCCUAAAAGUUUGGGGCAACUCUCCGAGCUUGUUCACCUAGAUCUAUCUUUUAACCCAUGGGAAGGGUUUUUAACAGAAGCCCAUUUCACAAAUCUCACAAGAUUGAAAUACUUUUCAUUAGGCAAAGUCUUCCCAAGACCAACUCUACCAAUUCCUCUCAUCUUCAAUGUGUCUUAUGAGUGGGUUCCUCCUUUCAAGCUGCACAAAUUAACAUUGGGAACUGUAAAGUAG